GGAGGUUGCAGAAGGAGCGGAGCGGCUGCUGCUCAAUGGCGGAAAAGCCGCCGGUGCUCUGACCGCUUCGUCCCCCUAGCAGUUGCGGGGGAGUUUCCUGCCGGCGCGGCUGGAGUCUCUGUUUCUCAGGGUUCGGUGGCUGGAAGAUGCUCCAGAGAGACGAGGCUGCGGCGGAGGAGGUGGCGGCGGCCGAAUCGGCAACGGCACUAGGGUGGAGAGAAGGCGGCAGCGGCGGCGGCGGCGGCGUGCGGGGCCCAACGGUGUAAACAGCCCCGGAGGCGGCGGAGGCGGUGGCCAAGACCCCGAGGGGGAAGCGGCGGCUGAGCCAGGGUCGCGCCUCCGUUGGAAGCCUGGGCUGAGUGCAGCAGAGGGGUUCUGCGGCGGGCGCGAGCGGACGCCCUAGACCUCGCCUCCCUCCCUCGCCCCAGAUUCAUUACUAAACAUGGGUGCAUUUUUGGAUAAACCCAAAACUGAGAAACAUAAUGCUCAUGGUGCUGGGAAUGGUUUACGUUAUGGCCUGAGUAGCAUGCAAGGAUGGAGAGUGGAAAUGGAAGAUGCACACACAGCUGUUGUAGGUAUUCCUCACGGCUUGGAAGACUGGUCGUUUUUUGCAGUUUAUGAUGGUCACGCUGGAUCCCGAGUAGCAAAUUACUGCUCAACACACUUAUUAGAACACAUCACUAAUAAUGAAGACUUUAGGGCAGCUGGAAAAUCAGGAUCUGCUCUUGAGCCUUCAGUGGAAAACGUCAAGAAUGGUAUCAGAACUGGCUUUUUGAAAAUUGAUGAAUACAUGCGUAACUUUUCAGAUCUCAGAAAUGGCAUGGACAGGAGCGGUUCAACUGCAGUGGGAGUUAUGAUUUCACCUAAGCAUAUUUACUUCAUCAACUGUGGUGAUUCACGGGCUGUUCUGUAUAGGAAUGGACAAGUCUGCUUUUCUACCCAAGAUCACAAACCUUGCAACCCAAGGGAGAAAGAGCGAAUCCAAAAUGCAGGAGGCAGCGUAAUGAUACAGCGUGUUAAUGGUUCAUUAGCAGUGUCUCGUGCUCUGGGGGACUAUGAUUACAAGUGUGUUGAUGGCAAGGGCCCAACAGAACAACUUGUUUCUCCAGAGCCUGAGGUUUAUGAAAUUUUAAGAGCAGAAGAGGAUGAAUUUAUCAUCUUGGCUUGUGAUGGGAUCUGGGAUGUUAUGAGUAAUGAGGAGCUCUGUGAAUUUGUUAAAUCUAGGCUUGAGGUAUCUGAUGACCUGGAAAAUGUGUGCAAUUGGGUAGUGGACACUUGUUUGCAUAAGGGAAGUCGAGAUAACAUGAGUAUUGUACUAGUUUGCUUUUCAAAUGCCCCCAAGGUCUCAGAUGAAGCAAUGAGAAAAGACUCAGAGUUGGAUAAGUACUUGGAAUCACGGGUGGAAGAAAUUAUGGAGAAGUCUGGUGAGGAAGGAAUGCCUGAUCUUGCCCAUGUCAUGCGCAUCUUGUCUGCAGAAAAUAUCCCGAAUUUGCCUCCUGGGGGAGGUCUUGCCGGCAAGCGCAAUGUUAUUGAAGCUGUUUAUAGUAGGCUGAAUCCACAUAGAGAAAGUGAUGGGGCCUCCGAUGAAGCAGAGGAAAGUGGAUCACAGGGGAAAUUGGUGGAAGCUCUCAGGCAAAUGAGAAUUAAUCAUAGGGGAAACUACCGACAACUUCUGGAGGAGAUGCUGACUAGUUACAGGCUAGCUAAAGUAGAGGGAGAAGAAAACCCUGCUGAACAAGCUGCUACAGCUACUUCUUCGAACAGUGAUGCUGGAAACCCAGUGACAAUGCAGGAAAGCCAUACCGAAUCAAAAAGUGAUCUUGCUGAAUUAGACAGCUGUACUGAAGAUGCAGGGACAAAGAUGAGUGGUGAAAAACUAUGACUUUACUUUGUAGUAAUAUUUUUGUGAUCUUUGAUUUGAUGGUUUUUACUUAGGAAGUAUAAUGUAUGCAUUUAUAUAACCGUUUUGUUAUUUGAAUCUUGGUAAACUAGUUUUAUUAUAGUCAUAUAGCCUUGUUUUUUCAGAAGGCCUUUGCAUACAUCUUUAUCAGAUAGCUUAAAAUUGGCUAUUUAGAGUACUUUGAAUUUAAUAAAAUUAUGUCAUUUCAUAUUGUAUGCCAGAAAUGAGGCUACCAGUUAUUAAAGUCAGUAGUUAAAUUCAUACUCAAUAGGAUUCGAGAUUACCGAUUAGCAAGAUUACUUUACGUUGUGGAAGAACUUGUUAAUGUAGAAUUAUACUGCUUCACGUAUUAGUACACUCAUAGUUAGCUUUGUAAUAAAUUUAUGUUUGCUUUAGUAAUUUUAGUUCUUCAAAGAAUGGCAGAUGCUGGCCUGUAAUUUCUUUUUUCAAGGAUGAUAAUUUGUGUGUUCUUUGACUUAUUUAUAUUUUACAUCUCUGUAGUUUUAUUUUUUAGUAGUUCUGAGGUACUGGAUGUGUGGUUAUUUUUCCUUUCUCUGUAUUCUUUAUGAAACAUAAUUUUUGAAAAACCUAUGUAUUAUUCAUACAGCUUUGGUUUGUAUAUUCUGUAUAGCCUAACUACAUACAUCAAAAUGUAUGUCAACCAAGUGUUUAGAAUGAAAUUAUAAGUGUUUAAGUCCAAAUAAAGCAUGUGAUGUGGA
Messenger RNA from Mesoplodon densirostris (Blainville's beaked whale), 2619 nucleotides. RefSeq names its product protein phosphatase, Mg2+/Mn2+ dependent 1B (gene PPM1B). The record is from RefSeq and is a predicted model, not a curated record. The transcript has 6 exons. Gene Ontology annotation, molecular function: magnesium ion binding; protein serine/threonine phosphatase activity; manganese ion binding. Bases 443 to 1882 code for a protein of 479 amino acids. Gene Ontology annotation, biological process: positive regulation of canonical Wnt signaling pathway; negative regulation of canonical NF-kappaB signal transduction; positive regulation of canonical NF-kappaB signal transduction. Gene Ontology annotation, cellular component: nucleus; cytosol. NCBI's taxonomy places the organism in Eukaryota, Metazoa, Chordata, Mammalia, Artiodactyla, Ziphiidae.